AUGGCCAGGACCAAAUACAAGCACUCAGGCGCAACACGAGAGGCAAUGGCAUCAACAUCACCGGAGCAGCUCUACGCGCUGGCAUUGGACCAUGUUGAACAAUCGCAGCCGGCAGAGGCACUUCUUGCAGCCAAGCAACUUUGGGCACUGGUCAAAGAUCGCCCAUCCGUCAACGAGAAGUUGCCGGCUCUCAAUCUACUCGGGGACAUCAGCAUCGAACUUGGCGCCGUUGACUCGGCCCGGGCUUACUUUGAGCAAGCUGUGAAACUUGAUCCUGAAGGCCAGCUUCCGGAGGCACUCGGUGGCGGCGCCGAGAAGUUCCUAUGGCUUGCACAGCUCUGCGACGAGGGUGGCAAGCAGAGUGUGGAGUGGUUCGAGAAAGGCGCCAAAGCGCUGCAGAAUGAAAUUGCGGCCAUCGAGAGUGGCCAAAUUACAGGACUGGGCGAAGAGCAGCUGCUGCUGAUGCGGAUCGAGAAGAAACGCAAGCUGGCAAAUGCCCUCUGUGGCAUCGUAGAAGUCUACAUGACAGAUUUGUCGUGGGAGGACGAUGCGGAGGCACGAUGUGAGAGUCUGGUCACUCAAGCAAUGACGGUGGAGGACGAGACGAGCCCGGAGGUGUUGCAGACCCUAGCUUCCGUGAGAUUAUCACAGGAACGGAAGGAGGACGCACAAUCAGCGCUGAAGCGAUCCUUGGAGACGUGGAUUGAACUCGAGUCAGAAGAUGAAGCUGUACCAGAUUUUCCCACAAAGAUAUCACUCGCACGUCUGUUGAUGGAGGCCGACCUCUUCGACGAGGCAAUGGAGGUAUGUCACCGACUGAUUCAAGAAGACGAUCAGAGUGUGGAGGCGUGGUAUCUUGGCGGUUGGUGCCAGCAUUUGCUUGCGGAACGUAACAAAGCGAGCAGUGAGUUGGUCAACGGCUCAGCUAUGGAUACUGGCGUGGAUGACCAACCUGCGGCUGUCUACCACCGUGCGCUCAAAGGAAGUCGACGAUGGCUGAGAAUGGCCGCGAAGCUGUACGAGCAGCAGCAGUACGAGGACGACAGACUGUUUGCGCAUGCCAAGGAGCUCGUGGCCAGUCUUGACACGGUACUGGGUCCGGAAGAUGAUCAAGCCGAAGAUGAGGAUGAGGAAGAGUGGGAAGGCAUCGAGGAUGGCUCGGAGGAUGAAGAGAUGCAGGAUUCCUGA
Fulvia fulva is the source of this 1188-nucleotide messenger RNA. Its product is annotated as putative assembly chaperone of rpl4. Lineage: Eukaryota; Fungi; Ascomycota; Dothideomycetes; Mycosphaerellales; Mycosphaerellaceae. The record is from RefSeq and is a predicted model, not a curated record. The transcript has a single exon. Gene Ontology annotation, molecular function: protein binding. Bases 1 to 1188 code for a protein of 395 amino acids.